CCCUUCUCGGCACGCAGGCCCCUAAAAUCCCUUCGGGCCGGCGGGUGUUGGGAGACCAGGCGCCUGGGAGACCCGGGCGAUGUUAGGGGUUGCGAGCAGGCUCGCUCGACUGGGGAACUGGCAGCAAGACUGCCAGGAGGCGGAACCUAGGGCGCUCGGCGACGCGGUCCUGCGGACUGUCGCUAGUGAGGCAACCGCCGGCCCGGAAGGGGCUGAUGCGAACUGGGGCCACGGCAGCCAUCGCGCUUUGCAGUUCGGUCUCCUGUUGUACGGCCAACGCCAAGUAGGGGAUUGCGUUCUCUCCAGUCGCAGACCCUAUCAGAUUUGGAUAUGUCCUUCAUAUUUGAUUGGAUUUACAGUGGUUUCAGCAGUGUGCUACAGUUUUUAGGAUUAUAUAAGAAAACUGGUAAAUUGGUAUUUCUUGGAUUGGAUAAUGCAGGAAAAACAACAUUGCUACACAUGCUGAAAGAUGACAGACUUGGACAACAUGUCCCAACAUUACAUCCCACUUCAGAAGAACUGACCAUUGCUGGCAUGACGUUUACAACGUUUGAUCUGGGUGGACAUGUUCAAGCUCGAAGAGUGUGGAAAAACUACCUUCCUGCUAUCAAUGGCAUUGUAUUUCUGGUGGAUUGUGCAGACCAUGAAAGGCUGUUAGAGUCAAAAGAAGAACUUGAUUCACUAAUGACAGAUGAAACCAUUGCUAAUGUGCCUAUACUGAUUCUUGGGAAUAAGAUCGACAGACCUGAAGCCAUCAGUGAAGAGAGGUUGCGAGAGAUGUUUGGUUUAUAUGGUCAGACAACAGGAAAGGGGAGUGUAUCUCUGAAAGAACUGAAUGCCCGACCCUUAGAAGUUUUCAUGUGUAGUGUGCUCAAAAGACAAGGUUACGGAGAAGGCUUCCGCUGGAUGGCACAGUACAUUGAUUAACACAAACUCACAUUGGUUCCAGGUCUCAACGUUCAGGCUUACUCAGAGAUUUGAUUGCUCAACAUGCAUAACUUGAAUUCAAUAGACUUUUGCUGGUUAUAAAACAGAUGUUUUUUAGAUUAUUAAUAUUAAAUCAACUUAAUUUGAGUGAGAAUUGAAAACUGAUUCAAGUAAGUUUGAAUAUCAUGUUAGCUUUCUAAUUCCAUAAAAGUAAUUGGUUUUUACAGUUUAUAAUCUGACAUCACCCCAGCGCCAUUUGUAAAGAGCAACUUUCCAGCAGUACAUUUGAAGCACUUUUUAACAACAUAAAACUAUAGAUAUAAACCAUAUUUAAAAGCUCAUCAUGUUAAAUUUUUUAUGUACUUUUUUGGAACUAGUUUUUAAAUUUUAGAUUAUAUGUCCACCUAUCUUAAGUGUACAGUUAAUAAUUAGCUUAUUCAAUGAUUGCAUGAUGCCUUACAGUUUUCAAUAACAUUUUUUCUUAUGCAAACGUCAUGCAAUAAAACAAACUCUAAUGUUUGGCAUCCUUGUUGGGCAAAUGUUUCAUUUAAAUGUGUCUUAUCUAGCUAGUAUACUCUGAAAAUUUGAGUAUUUAAUAUUAGGCAUAUGAAGUGAUUGUUGGGAAAGGAGAUUCCUUCAGAAUAUUUAGAAUAGCAUUUAAGCCUCUCAAGGCUUAUGUAUUUACUAUGAGACGGUUGUGGUCAGUUGCACCUGAUACCAUGUAUCCCUGAAUCGUGUACUUUUAUUAGUAAUGCUGCCACUACCAUUGCUGAUGGGGUCUGUGUCCUAGUCCCUGUGGGAUUGGCCUUCUGAAGAAAAGCACAUUUAUGCUACACAAGGUUGAUUCUCAGUUUGGUAGGCUCUAUAGUUCCAUCCCCGUUGUCUAAUUCUGAAGUGCUCCAGUCUUAUUGGUGCCCAAUGGGGUAAUCUAUGCCUCUUCCCCAAAAGCAAUGACAGGCACCAGUCUCUCCACAUUUAGAUAUAUUCCCAGUCUCUUUACAUUUAACAGUACUCUCUGGGGCAAGCAAUAAGUAGGACCUUGUGUGCAGUUUCAUUGUAGAGACAUGUAUAUCUGAGGAAUAAAACAGCUUGUUCUGUGUCAGUCUGAGAUAUGUGGAGAUUUUGUUCCUAUCCUAUAGCUUUUUUGUAUUGUUUGGCAUAUUUUAUAGCCUGGUAGAAGAAAACAAGUGCUUGUUUCCAAUUUUCUUUUUUCUUAUUUGCUUUCAGGUAGUUCUUACUUCAUACAACAAAGAUUUUUUGUUUGGCUUUUUUUUUUUUUUUUGCUCUGUUUCAUUUUGUUUUAGAGAUGGGGUUUCACCAUGUUGGCCAGGCUGAUCUCAAACUCCUGACCUCAAGUGAUCUGCCCGCCUUGGCCUCCCAAAGUGCUGGGAUUACAGGCGUGAGCUACCAUGCCUGACCUGACUUUUGUUUUUAGAUAUUAUGCUUGCCAUGUGAUAGGGCCUGCAAGCCUCUUUGCUAGGCUUACUAGGAAAAUUUUAGUUUUUCAAAAGCAUUAUAAUUUCCUAAGAAACUGAAUUCUUUUUUUAUAUGUUUGAGAUUCCCAUCAUUAGUAAUAUAAGAUAAAAAGUGCCAAAAAUGUAUUUUUAAAGACCCUCAAGUUUGAGAUUUAUCUUGAUUAUAAGCCAAGUUUUAUAGUAUAUUUAACCAAGUCCAUCAAGAAUAAUUUUAAUAUCAAAAAUUAGUGUUUUCUGUAGCCAUUAUCCAUGUCAGAGUUACAGUCCUUUUUGUCACUGAUAAUAUAACCUAUGAAGCAGAUAAGGAUUGAGGAAUAUGACUGGAAGGAAUUGCUAUUUAGCUAAGCUGACAAGGUCACUUCUUAAGAUGACAUUUGGUUUCAGUAAUCUGACUAUUCUGUUUUCACUUUCAUCUUCUUUCUAAAUGAAAACAAAAGUGCUCCCUCCCUUCCUAGAAACAUCAGUAGCACUACGGGAAAAGUAGAACAUGACAUUGCAGCCUAUUGAUUUCUUCUUCCAGAUAGAUUUAAAGUACUCCUUAAGUUCUGACUAAAUAGAACUAAGCCUUAUUAAAAAUAACUGCCUCUUGUUCA
Molecule: messenger RNA, 2995 nt
Organism: Symphalangus syndactylus (siamang)
Lineage: Eukaryota; Metazoa; Chordata; Mammalia; Primates; Hylobatidae
Gene: SAR1B
Product: secretion associated Ras related GTPase 1B
Biological process (GO): intracellular protein transport
Molecular function (GO): GTP binding; GTPase activity
Source: RefSeq, a predicted model, not a curated record